UCUCUUAAGGCAAAAUGAAGCAGAGGAGUUUCUUAUCAAUCCUCUGUUUUGUUCUUCUAACCUUUGGUGUUACCUCAGUUUCAGCACAAACAUGCAUACAGAACCGUAAGAAUUUCAUACCCAACGGCACAUACGAUUCAAAUCGCCGUCUCAUCCUCUCUUCUCUUCCUUCCGAUGCCGCGUCUCAAGAUGGUUUCUACUACGGUUCCAUUGGAGAAGAGCCGAAUCGAGUCUACGCAUUAGGGAUGUGCAUCCCAAGAUCAACUCCAAGUGACUGUUCUGAUUGUCUAAAGGGCGCGGCAGGCUGGUUGAUACAGGAUUGCGUCAACCAGACAGACGCAUAUUAUUGGGCACUUGAUCCAACGCUGUGCCUUGUGCGUUACUCCAACGUUUCUUUCUCAGGAUCUGCAGCUUAUUGGGAAAUUGAAUCUCAGUAUUUGGUCUUGAACACUGCAACCAUCGCCUCUGAUCUGACAGAUUUCAAGACAAUAUGGGAAGGAUUGACACUUCGUAUGAUUGCUGCAACCUCCGCAGCAAGAAGCACACCAUCGUCCAGUAAUAACUAUUACAAAGUUGAUUUUGCAAACUUGACAAAAUUCCAGAAUAUAUACGCGUUGAUGCAAUGCACACCAGAUAUAUCCCCGAGUGAUUGUGACAACUGUCUGCGACAAGGCGUACGUGAGUACCAGUCAUGCUGUGGUAAUAACACAGGAGGCUAUGUUAUGCGGCCAAUCUGCUUUUUCCGGUGGCAGCUUUUUACAUUCUCUAAGGCUUUUGGUAACAUUACCUUGGCUCCUCCUCCUUAUCCUCCUCUUUCUGCUCCUCCACUGCAACGUCCUGUGGUUGCGUCACAACCACCUUCUGCAGACGAUCGGGCCAAUCCCAAGACUACAGACAAUAGCAGCGUAAAUAUGUCAAUGAAAAUUAUUGUAGCAAUUGUUGUGGUUGGUGUAGUCAUCCUUAGCAUAUUUUUGGGACUUAUUGCUCGCCCGUUUGCUCGGAAGGGAAAAUCAUAUCAAGAAGUUGAACUUAAUCAAACUGGUAUUACAUCUGUACGCUCUCUGCAAUACAAAUUUAGCACGAUUGAAGCUGCAACAAAUAAUUUUUCAGAGAGCAAAAAACUUGGUCAAGGUGGAUUUGGAGAUGUUUUCAAGGGUACGUUGCCUGAUGGAAAAGAAAUUGCUGUCAAGAGGUUGUCAAGAACGUCAGUACAAAGUAAGAAAGAGUUCAAGAAUGAGGUUGUUCUUGUAGCGAAACUUCAGCAUAGAAAUCUUGUUAAGCUUCUCGGUUUUUCCGUCAAAGGAGAAGAAAGGGUCAUAGCCUACGAGUUUUUUCCUAACAGAAGUCUGGACUACAUCCUCUUUGACCCUAAAAAGCAAGGGGAGUUAGACUGGGAAAAGCGGUACAAGAUCAUUGGAGGGAUUGCUAGAGGGAUUUUAUAUCUCCAUCAAGAUUCACAACCCACAAUCAUACAUCGUGACCUCAAAGCGGCUAACAUCCUCUUGGACGCUCAUAUGAACCCGAAAGUUGCAGAUUUUGGGACGGCAAGGAUCUUUGGGAUGGACCAAAGUGUAGCUAACACAGAGAAUCCAGCUGGAACUCUCGGUUACAUGCCCCCAGAAUAUAGGGACCAAAGACAAUUCUCAAUGAAAUCUGAUGUGUAUAGCUACGGAGUCUUAGUUCUUGAGAUUAUAUGCGGCAAGAGGAACACAAGCUUCUCAUCUCCGGUUCAUAAUUUCGUCACAUAUGUCUGGAGGUUAUGGAGAAGCGGGUCACCACUAAACCUUGUGGACCAAGCAAUUUCAGAGAAUUAUAAGAGUGAAGAAGUAACAAGAUGCAUCCACAUUGCCCUCCUAUGUGUUCAAGAUGAUCCCACAGAUCGUCCCGACUUUUCGAUAAUCAUGUCGAUGCUCACUAGCAAUUCCCUCAUAUUACCUGUUCCUAAGCGACCUCCAUUCCUCAUUCCAGAUAGGGCCGGCUCUGGGCCCAACCAAUCUACGAUGAGGUCAAAUUCCCAAAGCAUGAAUGAUGAAACUUGA
Molecule: messenger RNA, 2039 nt
Organism: Camelina sativa (false flax)
Lineage: Eukaryota; Viridiplantae; Streptophyta; Magnoliopsida; Brassicales; Brassicaceae
Source: RefSeq, a predicted model, not a curated record